AUGACGACUAAAGCUAGAUCUACUGUUGCCGACAGCAAAGUCGCCGACAUGCAGCACGAUACCAUCGAGAUCAACAACAAGCAGCAUAUGACCACCGACUAUGGAAUUAAGAUCUCUGAUCCAGACCAUUGGCUCAGAGUCGUUAACGACAAAAACACUGGGCCAUCGCUACUGGAGGACCAGAUUGCCCGUGAGAAGAUUAUGCGCUUCGACCACGAGCGAAUUCCCGAGCGAGUCGUCCAUGCUCGCGGUACUGGAGCUUUUGGUACAUUCAAGUUAUUCGAGAGCGCAGAAGACGUCACAAGCGCCGGCGUCUUAACUGAUACUAGCCGGGAGACGCCUGUGUUCCUCCGCUUCUCUACCGUCCAGGGUAGUAAGGGCAGUGCGGAUACCGUCCGUGAUGUGCGUGGUUUCGCAGUGAAGUUCUAUACCUCUGAGGGUAACUGGGAUAUCGUCGGGAACAACAUCCCCGUUUUCUUUAUCCAGGAUGCCAUCAAGUUCCCUGACCUUAUUCACUCUGUGAAGCCUGAGCCGCAUAAUGAGGUCCCGCAGGGCCAAAGUGCGCAUAAUAACUUCUGGGAUUUUGUCUAUAUGCAUUCGGAGACGACACACAUGAACUACUGGCAAAUGUCUGACCGUGCUAUUCCUCGAUCAUACCGAAUGAUGCAAGGAUUCGGUGUUAAUACCUACAGCUUGGUCAACAAAGAGGGCAAGCGUCACUUCGUCAAAUUCAUUUUCACCCCAGAGCUUGGUGUGCACUCUUUCGUAUGGGAUGAAGCCCUCAAGAUCUGUGGACAGGAUCCCGACUUCCACCGCAAAGACUUGAUGGACGCUAUCGACGCUGGCCAUUUCCCACGCUGGAAGUUCGGUCUCCAACUUCUUCCUGAAGAGAAGCUCGACGACUUCGACUUCGAUCCCUUAGACGCUACCAAGGUCUGGCCCGAGGAACUGGUCCCCAUCCGCUACAUCGGCCAGCUCGAACUCAACCGCAAUGUCGACGAGUUCUUCCCUCAAACCGAACAAGCCGCUUUCUGUACUAGCCAUAUUGUCCCCGGCAUCGACUUCUCCGACGACCCUCUUCUGCAAGGUCGGAACUUCUCCUACUUCGACACCCAGAUCUCCCGGCUCGGCGCCAACUGGGAAGAACUCCCCGUCAACCGCCCUGUAUGCCCGUACAUGAACAUGGUUAACCGCGACGGCGCCAUGCGUCACCGUAUCAGCAAGGGCACCGUAAAUUACUGGCCCAACCGCUUCCAGGCGAACCCUCCUGCAACCCCAGCUCAGGGCGGCUUCACCAGUUACCCAGACAAACCAAACGGCUUCAAGGAGCACUACAACCAAGCCCAGACGUUCUACAACUCCCUGUCCCCCAUCGAGAAAGCCCACCUCACCAAGGCCUUCUCGUUCGAACUAGACCACUGCGAUGACCCUGUCGUCUACAAGCGCCUCUGCGAACGUCUCACCGACACCAGUCUCGAACUCGCCCAAGCGGUCGCCCAGAACGUCGGCGGCGACACGCCUAAGAAGGCUAACCGCUCCAACCACGGCAAGAAAGCCAAGGGCCUCAGCCAGCUGGAGUACAUGCCCAAGACUGCCGUGAUCGACACCCGCCGCAUCGCGAUCUUGAUCGCCGACGGCUUCGACUACGCCUCGUACACAGCCAUCAAGGAGGCCCUCUCUGCGCGCGGCGCGUUCGUCUUCACGAUCGGAGCUCAGCGCCAGGGUGUCGUCUCGCAGACAGGCGAGAAGGUUGUGCCGGACCAUUUCUUCAACGGCAUGCGCUCGACUCUGUUCGAUGCUACGUUUGUUCCGGGCGGAAAGCACGUGGAGACGCUUGCGAAGAACGGCGUCGCGAAGUUCUGGAUUACCGAGUCCUUUGCGCACCUGAAGCCUAUUGCGGCGGUUGAUGAGGCUGUUUCGUUUGUGCAGAAGCGCGUUGGAUUGGAUGAAGUUGUUGUCGCUAAGGCAGGUGAGAAGAGCAAGGAGUCGUAUGGUGUUGUGACCGGCUUUGGAGGAAAGGAUGUCUUGGGUGUGAAGGACGUCACGGCUGAGUCGAAGGGACUCGCGGAGAAGUUUAUCUGGCUUGUCUCGCGCCACAGGUGCUGGGAGCGUGAGCUGGAUGGCUUGGCGGACCAGGUUGCUGCUUAG
Penicillium chermesinum is the source of this 2148-nucleotide messenger RNA. RefSeq names its product Catalase A. Gene Ontology annotation, biological process: response to oxidative stress; hydrogen peroxide catabolic process. Gene Ontology annotation, cellular component: cytosol. The transcript has 4 exons. NCBI's taxonomy places the organism in Eukaryota, Fungi, Ascomycota, Eurotiomycetes, Eurotiales, Aspergillaceae. The coding region runs from base 1 to 2148 and encodes 715 amino acids. Gene Ontology annotation, molecular function: heme binding; catalase activity. The record is from RefSeq and is a predicted model, not a curated record.